AAUGGUAAGAAGUUUUUUUUUUUUUUUAGUCCUGCCAAUGAUCCAUCACUGUGAGAGAAAUUAUUGUAUACCUUAUACUUUGGCAACUGAAGAAUGAAGCUUGGCAUGCUAUAUUUUGAUACAACCAGCAUCCUGGUUACAUCUGUGUUUUUACUAUGUGUCCCAGAUUGUCUGGGGCAGGACUAUCCCUUCAUGAAUCCAUCACUGCCAUGGGAUACACGAGUAAAGGAUUUGAUCAACAGGCUUAGCCUUGAUGAGAUGGUACUUCAGAUGGCAAGAGGAGGUGUACUGAAAAAUGGUCCAGCUCCAGCCAUCCCUCACUUGGGUGUGAAGCCCUAUUCCUGGAACACGGAGUGUCUGAGAGGGGACGUCCAAGCCCCGGGCUGGGCUACUUCUUAUCCACAGGCUUUGGGACUGGCUGCAUCAUUCAGCUCUGAGCUGAUAGGGAGAGUAGCAAAUGCUACCGCUACUGAAGUAAGAGGCAAACAUAAUUAUUUUAUGUCUAUUGGAAACUAUGAUGACCACACUGGACUCAGCUGCUUUAGUCCUGUGAUAAAUAUCAUGCGGCAUCCCCUUUGGGGAAGAAACCAAGAAACCUAUGGAGAAGAUCCCUAUCUUAGCGGAGUUCUAGCUGCCGCUUUUGUAAAAGGACUGCAAGGAGACCAUCCUCGUUAUGUAAAAGCGAAUGCAGGCUGCAAGCACUUUGAUGUACAUGGGGGCCCUGAGAAUGUACCAGUUUCAAGAUUUAGUUUUGAUGCCAAGGUGGAGGAAAGAGACUGGAGAAUGACAUUUUUGCCUCAGUUUCAGGCUUGCAUUGAAGCUGGGACCUACAGUGUCAUGUGUAGCUACAAUAGAGUGAAUGGGGUUCCUGCUUGUGCGAAUCAAAAGCUGCUAACAGACAUCCUUCGCAAAGAAUGGGGCUUUGAAGGAUAUGUUGUCAGUGACGAGGGCGCAAUUGAAUUUAUCAUGAUGGAGCACAAUUACACCAGCAGCUUCUUGGAAACGGCAAUAGUUUCUGUCAAUUCUGGAUGUAAUUUGGAGCUAUCGGCUAAUCUGGCGGACAAUGUUUUCAUGAAAAUUAAAGACGCAGUCACAAAUGGAAAUAUCACUAUGGAGACGGUGAAAGAGCGUUUAUACCCAUUAUUCUACACUCGAAUGCGUUUGGGAGAGUUUGACCCUCCAGAUAUGAAUCCCUACAGUGCUUUAGACCUGAGUUCUGUUCAGAGCCAAGAACACCGAGACCUUGCAGUGGAAGCUGCUGUAAAGAGCUUUGUUCUGCUAAAGAAUCUUAAGGACACAUUACCACUGGAUUUCCGAAGCAUCAAAGGAAAGAAGUUUGGGGUAAUUGGCCCAUUUGCCAAUGAUCCCAAAGGACUAUUUGGAGACUAUGAACCACAUCCAGAUCCUCGGUAUAUUGUAACUCCCAGGGAUGGCAUCGCAGAGCUUCCAGUGCAAGUCAGUUUUGCAGCUGGCUGUGGAGAUGCUAAGUGUGAAACAUACUUCCCGGAUGAGAUAAAAGAGUUGGUCCAAUCUGUAGAUAUAACCAUAGUAUGCCUUGGAACUGGUGUGACUGUAGAAAGUGAGGGGCUAGAUCGAAAGAAUUUAUCUCUACCUGGCUUCCAAUCCACAUUACUCAGUGAUGCUGUAGCCGCAGCUGCAGGACGUCCUGUUAUUCUGUUGCUCUUCAAUGCUGGUCCCUUGGACAUUUCCUGGGCCAAGGAAAGUGAUGAUGUGCAUGCUAUUCUGGAGUGCUUUUUCCCUGCACAAGCAGCAGGCACAGCUAUUACUAAAGUUUUAAUAGGAACAGAAGAGGCAAAUCCUGCAGGCAGGUUGCCAGCCACAUGGCCCGCAGACCUGGAGCAGGUCCCCGCCAUGGAAAACUACACAAUGCAAGGGCGGACAUACCGGUAUUAUGGGAGCCACGUUCCUCUGUACCCAUUUGGCUAUGGGCUUUCCUACACCACGUUUCUUUAUAGUAAUUUGGAAGUCAAUCCAAGUCUUUUGUAUCUUUGUGACACUCUUCUAUUGUCUGUGACUGUGAAAAAUACCGGCCGGAGAAUGGGGGAUGAGGUGGUCCAAGUGUAUAUGAGCUGGUUGACUGCUUCUGUGCCAGUUCCUCGUUGGCAGUUGGUAGGAGUUCAACGGGUAACCAUUCCAGUAGGCAGUUCUGUAAAGGUCUCUAUAAAAGUCCUACCUAGGCAGCGAGCAGUUUGGAGUGACAACUGGAUUCUUGAGCCUGGAGAAUUUUCUCUUUAUGCUGGGGGACAGCAGCCUUAUCAAAUCACAAGUGUGCCAUCCAAUGUUCUGCAAGCUAACUUUUUAGUAGUGGGGGCUACUCGUCCUCUUAAUACUUGCUCAAGGAGCAAUUGAAUUGCCCUUUUUUCUCCACUAGGUGGAGCAACAUUAAAAGAAUUGUUACCUUGUUCCUCAUUGAUCGUUACUUGAAGACAAUAAGGCCUUAUCAAUAACUGCCUGCAUGGAAAAUGCUGCAAAUACUGUAUGUGCAUACAAAAUGAUGGUAUCCCUUCUAUCACUCCUGCCGUUAUUGUUCUUAGACAUUUAUGAUAAACGAUAAUAAGAUUUUUUUGUCCAAUCUUUUAUAAGCUUCUAUGUAUCAGGCACCAAUAACGUAGAACAUCAAUCAGUACAUACGCAAUUCAAUAAAAACACUAAGUAAUCCCACCCAUUUUAUAAAAUGUAUUUAUUUUAAAUAGAAAGAACAGUGACACAUUGUGGUAACAAUCCUAGUGUUCCUUUUAUUUUACUUGCAACUUCAUGCAUUUGAAAAUAGAAAGUUAAACUGCUUUUAACCAAGUUUAGGUGUAUACAUAUUAGCGAAGGAACCCAGAUGGCUUAUCCUAAGACCAUCUAUAAUCCACUCACUUUGUUGACCCUCAGUGUUUGCUGAGCAUGACCUAGACUUGGUGCAGGUUCCUUAGUACUAUGCUAAUGAGCAGGGCUCAAGUCCUGCGGGAACGCGUGUGAACGGAGUUCCUGCACUUUUUUUUAACAGCAGGAACGCAG
Messenger RNA from Rana temporaria (common frog), 3024 nucleotides. Its product is annotated as probable beta-D-xylosidase 5. The coding region runs from base 94 to 2370 and encodes 758 amino acids. Gene Ontology annotation, molecular function: xylan 1,4-beta-xylosidase activity; alpha-L-arabinofuranosidase activity. The transcript is spliced from 15 exons. Lineage: Eukaryota; Metazoa; Chordata; Amphibia; Anura; Ranidae. The record is from RefSeq and is a predicted model, not a curated record. Gene Ontology annotation, cellular component: plant-type cell wall. Gene Ontology annotation, biological process: xylan catabolic process; arabinan catabolic process.